UUGUUUCUUCAAAUCAAAUCUUUCAUAUACAAAAAUCUUCUCAAUUUUGAACUUAGUAGUCUUCCUAAACUCAAAGAUAAUGGCACUUGAAGCUCUUAGUUCUCCAAGAUUAGCUUCUCCGAUGCCGACUCUGUUUCAAGAUUCAGCACUAGGGUUUCAUGGGAGCAAAGGCAAACGAUCUAAGCGCUCAAGAUCUGAAUUCGACCGUCAGAGUCUAAAGGAGGAUGAAUAUAUCGCUUUGUGUCUCAUGCUUCUUGCUCGCGACGGAGACCGAACCCGUGACCUUGACCUGCCUUCUUCUUCUGCUUCACCUCCUCUGCUUCCUCCUCUUCCUACUCCGAUCUACAAGUGUAGCGUCUGUGACAAGACGUUUUCGUCUUACCAGGCUCUUGGUGGACACAAGGCAAGCCACCGGAAAAGCUUUUCGCUUACUCAAUCAGCCGGAGGAGGAGGAGGAGAUGAGCCAUCGACGUCCUCGGCGAUAACCACGUCUGGUAUCUCCGGUGGCGGCGGUGGAAGUUUGAAAUCUCACGUUUGCUCCAUCUGUCAUAAAUCGUUCGCCACCGGCCAAGCUCUCGGCGGCCACAAACGGUGCCACUACGAAGGUAAAAGCGGCGGCGGCGGGAGCAGUAGCGUGUCUAAUUCUGAAGGAGGGUCCACAAGCCACGUCAGUAGCGGCCACCGUGGGUUUGACCUCAACAUACCGCCGAUACCGGAAUUCUCGAUGGUCAACGGAGACGAAGAGGUGAUGAGUCCCAUGCCGGUGAAGAAACUCCGGUUUGACUUCCCGGAGAAACCCUAAACAUACCUCUCUCUCUCUCUAGGAAAAACUUACAGAUUCAGUUUAUAGGAAAUUGUUUUACUGUACAUACAAAUUUCGAUUUUUAUUGAUGUUCUUCUUCAUUGAAAAAUGAUUCUUUCUUGUAUAAUAGAGAUGUUUCUAAAAAAAAAGUAGAACUUUU
Molecule: messenger RNA, 962 nt
Organism: Arabidopsis arenosa
Lineage: Eukaryota; Viridiplantae; Streptophyta; Magnoliopsida; Brassicales; Brassicaceae
Source: the annotation of a GenBank genome assembly